AUGACCGAGGGUACUGAGCUUGACGCCAGGAUCAUACCCGACUGUCAAAGUUAUGGUACUGGUUUUUAUCUUUGGCAGGGACAGUUAUCAAAUGACGAGCUCAAAUUGCAAGAUGGUGAUAAAGUCUUGAUUGAAAUAAUAGCAGACUAUAAUUUGGUGAAGAAAACAGGUGUUAGUCUGGUAUGGGACAAAUUUAUGAACGAAAAUAUGAUUGAAUACCAUCUUUGUGCGUAUGAACGACACCCAUCUCAAAAUCAGGUCAAUGAUGAUGACAUCAUUCAUGUCGAAGAUGAUAAUCACAUAACAAAAUCACCAGACUUUUCAAAAUUCCCAAAUCUCGAGAAGUUGAUAUUGAAAGGUUGUAAGGAGUUGAUUAAGGUUCACUCAUACAUCGGGGAUCUUGGAAGACUUUCUUUGGUAGAUCUUGAAGGCUGCAGAAUGCUAAAGGAUCUCCCACUGAAUUUCUAUAAAUCCAAGUCUAUUGAAACUCUACUACUUAAUGGUUGUUCAAGUUUUGAAGACUUGGCUGAUGGCUUAGGGGACAUGGUAUCAUUGACGAUUUUGGAAGCAGAUGACACAGCCGUCAGACAAAUACCAUCUUCCAUAGUAAAAUUGAAGAACCUACCAAGUCUCACUGGUCUUUCAAAGCUCAAGGUCUUGUGUGUAAAUGCAUGCGAAUUUCUUCGUGCAAUCCCAGAUUUACCAGCCAAUUUGUAUGUUCUGAAAGCAAAUGUCUGCCCAAAUUUGGAAACAAUUCCAGAUUUUUCAAAAAUGUCGAAUAUGAAAGAAUUGCAUCUAAGUGAUUCGUUCAAACUCACUGAGGUUCCAAGCUUGGAUAAGUCAUUAAACUCCAUGACAAGGAUUCAUAUGGAAGGCUGCACCAAUCUGACUGCCGAUUUUAGGAACAACAUCCUACAGAGAUGGACUUCUUGUGGAUUUGGUGGAAUUUUUUUGAAUGGAAUUUAUGAUAUUCCGGAGUGGUUCAAAUUCGUCAAUGAUGUGGACAAUAUCGUCUUCUUUGAAGUUCCUCAAAGAAUCAUGGGUCGGGAUUUAAAGGGGUUGACUAUAUGCUUCUACAACCCAGUACUUGAUAGCAUUUGCAUUAUCGUUAGAAAUCUUACCAAACAAACUACUUUGCACACCAAGAUAGCAUUUGCGAGAUACGGAAGACCAGAACCCUAUUUGUUUUGGUGGAGACGAUUGUCAAACGACGAACCUGAAGACGUUUAUCUUUGGCAGGGACAAUUUUCAAACGACGUGCUCCAUUUGCAAGGCGGGGACCAAGUCUCCAUUAUUGUAAGGCCUGAUGAUGUUGAUUUAGUGAGAGUGAAUAAGACAGGGGUUCAUCAAACUAGUGUUAUACAUGAACAAUUAGCAGUGGAACCAUAUCUGGAUUUUUUUGGGGAAACUGAUAAUGAGGCAGGACGGAGCCAUGACGCCUUUGUUUGGACUAAUCAAUCGAGUGCUGUGGGUGAACAAUUAGCAUUGGAGUUUAUGACUCCAUUUCAAGAAAUUGUACCAUACUGA
Prunus mume (Japanese apricot) is the source of this 1527-nucleotide messenger RNA. Lineage: Eukaryota; Viridiplantae; Streptophyta; Magnoliopsida; Rosales; Rosaceae. The record is from RefSeq and is a predicted model, not a curated record.